AUGGAUCCUCAGACUUUGAUGGCUAGUAGUGGUACUCAUACUACCCCUUUGAAUAAUCUUAAGUUGUUGCAGUUCAAGAUAUGUAUAUUUGGUGGUAAAGCAGUUGGGAAGACUUCAUUUAGUGUUCAAUAUGUUGAGUCACAUUUUGUUGAGUCUCACUAUCCGACUAAUGUUCAGAAUGAGUUUACCAAGUUAAUAAGGUACAAGAAUAAUGAGUAUACUUUGGAGAUAGUUGAUACUGCUGGGCAAGAUGAGUCGUCUAUGGUUAAUAUGCGGUCCUUGAUGGGUUGCAAAGGUAUAAUUUUGUGUUACAGUGUUGUGAGCAGGCCCUCGUUUGAGUUGGUAAGGUUGAUUUGGGAGAAGAUAGUGGAUCAAGUUGGAAAUGACGAUAUCCCAGUUGUAAUAGUGGCUAAUAAGAUUGAUCUUAGAGAUAAGACCAAUACAAAGUAUAGGCCGGACCAGAUAGUCACAAGAGUGGAAGGUGAACAAUUGGCAGAAGAGUUAUCGGGAACAAUCAAAACCAAUAGCAAUGGCAAUGGCAAUAAGAUUAAGUUUGGCUUCAUAGAGACUAGUGCGAAAUUAAAUAUCAAUAUCGAGGAAGCCAUCAUGUUGUCGUUGAAAAAAAUGGAACAGAAAGCUACCAAUUCCUUUGAUGGGGAUGAUAGCAAAUGUGUUUUAAUGUAA
Messenger RNA from Vanderwaltozyma polyspora DSM 70294, 684 nucleotides. It is a transcript of the gene RHB1, whose product is annotated as putative GTPase RHB1. Gene Ontology annotation, biological process: small GTPase-mediated signal transduction. Gene Ontology annotation, molecular function: GDP binding; GTP binding; GTPase activity. The transcript has a single exon. Lineage: Eukaryota; Fungi; Ascomycota; Saccharomycetes; Saccharomycetales; Saccharomycetaceae. Gene Ontology annotation, cellular component: plasma membrane. The record is from RefSeq and is a predicted model, not a curated record. Bases 1 to 684 code for a protein of 227 amino acids.